AUGGGAACAGACAACCAGACGUGGGUAAGAGAGUUUAUUCUCCUCGGCCUGUCCAGAGACUGGGACACUCAGGUGUCUCUCUUUGUCCUGUUCGUGGUCAUGUACCUGGUGACAGUGCUGGGGAACUUCCUCAUUGUUCUUCUGAUCAGACUGGACAGCCGACUCCACACUCCCAUGUACUUCUUUCUCACCAACCUCUCCCUGGUUGACGUCUCUUAUGCCACAAGCAUCGUCCCUCAGAUGUUGGUUCAUUUUCUUACUGAACAGAAAGUGAUUCCCUAUGUGAGCUGUGCGGCACAGUUAUUCUUCUCCCUGGGAUUGGGUGGUGUUGAAUUUGUUCUACUGGUGGUGAUGGCCUAUGACCGCUAUGUGGCUGUGUGUGACCCCCUGAGGUAUUCAGUCAUCAUGCAUGGAGGGCUCUGUACUAGGCUGGCCAUCAGCUCCUGGGUCAGUGGCUCUGUUAACUCUGUCAUGCUGACUGCUAUCACCUUUCAGCUGCCCAUGUGCUCAAAUAAGUUUAUUGAUCACAUAUCCUGUGAACUCCUAGCUGUGGUCAGACUGGCCUGUGUGGACACCUCCUCCAGUGAGAUCGCAAUCAUGGUUUCUGCCAUUGUCCUGCUGGUGUCCCCAUUCUGCCUGGUUCUCUUGUCCUACAUCAAGAUCAUCACCACCAUCCUACAGAUCAGGUCCACAGAGGGCAGAAAGAAAGCCUUCCAAACCUGUGCCUCUCACCUCUCAGUGGUGGUCCUGUGCUAUGGCAUGGCCAUUGUCACUUACAUCCAGCCCCACUCCAGUCCCUCUGUCCUUCAGGAGAAGUUGAUCUCUCUCUUUUAUGCCAUUUUGACACCCAUGCUGAACCCCAUGAUUUACAGUCUAAGGAAUAAGGAGGUGAAGGGGGCCUGGCAGAAACUCUUAGGACAAUUAUCUGGAUUAAAGUCGAAGCUGGCAACUUGA
This is a messenger RNA of Artibeus jamaicensis (Jamaican fruit-eating bat), 954 nucleotides long. RefSeq names its product olfactory receptor-like protein OLF3. Gene Ontology annotation, cellular component: membrane. The transcript has a single exon. The record is from RefSeq and is a predicted model, not a curated record. Lineage: Eukaryota; Metazoa; Chordata; Mammalia; Chiroptera; Phyllostomidae. Gene Ontology annotation, biological process: G protein-coupled receptor signaling pathway. Bases 1 to 954 code for a protein of 317 amino acids. Gene Ontology annotation, molecular function: olfactory receptor activity; G protein-coupled receptor activity.